Messenger RNA from [Torrubiella] hemipterigena, 5159 nucleotides. The record is from the annotation of a GenBank genome assembly. Lineage: Eukaryota; Fungi; Ascomycota; Sordariomycetes; Hypocreales; Clavicipitaceae.
GUGCAAGGAAAUUAUCGAAAAAACGGAAAGAAUUUCAAAAAUUAAUAUGUGGCGAUAUAAAAUACCCAGGCUAGAUCUACAAUGAACGUGUUCCGCGUCAGAAUAAAUUGUAUUGAUCACUACCAAGCCGCUCCAACAAGAUACGAUCCGCAACUACGCAACGAUGAGCGUCUCUCACAAUCUCUGAAAGGUCCCAAGGUCCCUGUGAUCAGAGUAUUUGGUUCAACUGAGCAUGGUCAAAAAGUCUGUGCGCAUAUUCAUGGUGCAUUUCCGUAUCUCUAUGUGGAAUACAAUGGUCCUCUUGAGGCGGAACAAGUUGGUGUAUACAUCUAUCGCCUUCAUCUCUCGAUAGACCACGCACUUGCGGUGAGCUAUCGGCGUGAUCAAGAUGGGGGCAAUGCGAGAUUCGUAGCCCGAAUCACCCUUGUGAAAGCGACACCAUUCUACGGAUACCACGUUGGUUAUCGCUUUUACCUAAAGAUUUAUCUAUUCAAUCCGGUAUACAUGAAUAGAUUGGCAGACCUUUUGCAACAGGGUGUUAUUUUGAAACAGAAAUUCCAGCCAUUCGAAGCUCACCUUCAGUACAUCCCGCAAUUUAUGACAGAUUACAACUUAUACGGAUGCGACUAUCUGGAUUCAAGCCAAACAUGGUUUCGAGCUCCAGUGCCUGAAGUCAGUGAGGAUUUGGAACCCUCACUUUCAUGGAAUCAAGCUUCUGUCCCAAGCGAAAGGAUCACUGACGAUCUCUCGCUACCUAGGGUCAGCCACUGUGGGCUCGAGGUAGACAUCAGUGUACAGGACAUCAAGAACAGAAAACACAUUAAAAGUAGGAGUUUACACCAUGAUUUCGUCGAGCUAUUCAACCCACUACCUAUCGGAGUAAAACUCGUUCAUAGUUUGGCUGGUCUAUGGAGGGACGAGACAACAAGGAGGAAGCGCCGACUCCCUGUUGGUAAACAAGGUCUGAGCCCCUUCCCUCCGGAAGUGUUAGUUUCGAUGUCAGCGGACUCACAGCGUCUCCAAUCACAAAAUUGGGUUCAUGAAGAUGAAUACCGGGCUCAACUUCAAUCGCUGGUGGACGAUGAGAAGAACGCUGGACUCUGUGAGGGGCGCAGUUUCGACAACUUUGUGCACUGUGACCCUAUUGAAGACUCUAUCAAUACUGCUCUGCAAUCAGUUGAAGAUCUCUACCCGGACAAACUUCUGCCAGCGCUUGGGUUACCGUCUAACGUAAGCAUGGCACAGGAUCCGUCAAGCAGCAUAGAAGUUGAUGAACAAAUGGCCUUGAAAUCAGAUGCCAUAAACGACGAUGAUAUGUUAGAGGAGCCAGCCGAUACUUCAGUCAUACCUCCAUCGCCAUCUGCAGAACUCAAAGGGGCUAGUCAAAGCAAUCAAACCACCGACUACUGUGCUGGAGUUUGUGCAAGCGGGUUUGUGACAGGAAGUCUUCCUCGUCUACCCCAUUCCGACGCUUUCAUUACAGCGGCUGAGGACCUAGGCUUCAUAGGCAGAACCGGUAAUGAAACAAGAAUGUUGGAUUUCAGGAUGACUACAUGGAAUGCUUCUCAAAGAAGCAAACGCUCAGCCCCUGCCACAACCAACUCGGGGCUAUUCAAAGCAUCGGCUGGCAAGCGUCCUCGUCUCGACAAGUCCUCAUCCCAACAGGGCAAAUCAGGGCGCCUCGCUCCGCCAUCAUCAUCACAGACGUUGAACUUCCCAAUUGUGAAAGAUCAAAAUGACCCACAUACAAGAUAUAGGCUCAGUCAAAAGAGUCGAGACAGUCACUCUCAGAACAACUCUUUAGACGCAGACUCUAGCAAGAUACCGUCCUCCAUGCCAACUCCAGCCGAAGAAGAGGCCAGGCCAUCACAACCACAGACACAGUCGCAAAAUGAGGACCCUGAAGAACAACCUUUAAUUCGGCGGUGCGACUUUGGCGGCCCUUCGACUCGAAGAACACUUAUCUACGCCCAACGACCACCGCAAUUUAGUGCCGACUCAUCACUACCAGCGCUCGGCUUCCCAGAAGUUAUCUACCAAGACGCAUUUUAUAGCAGAGAGCAAGAUGUACCUUCGCGCAAUCGCGAAUACGCUGGAAGAGAGUAUCGCUUGGAAGGCAACACUCUACCCUUUCUUCCUGAGUUUCAGUCUGAUGACAAUGCCAUAUCCACAACACCACCAAAUCAGGAACUACUACAGGCACUGAGCCUCAGGUUGGAAAGGCAGCGCCGUUCUUGCUCUUGGAGAACGUGGGAGAUUGACACCCAACCGCCGUCCGCUAGCGAAGUCAUGGCCUGGCUGAGAACGGACUCGACCUCAGCUGCAUCCUCACAAGCCCCCAGAGCCUCUCAGAACAGUGCGAGUCGUAAGAAAUUCAUGUCACAGAUUGACGGACCAACCCCACGUAGAAGGCAUGUUUUCAAAUACACACAGAAACGCAAGACAACUAGUGUCCAGCAUGAGGUGUCUUACAUGAGUACGAUGAGUCUGGAGGUUCACGUCAAUACCCGCGGAAAGCUCGUCCCAAACCCAGAAGAGGACGAGGUCCAAUGUAUUUUCUGGUCUUGCAAGGGUGACGACGUCGACGACGGCGUCGUGUCUGGUUUAAUUGUUCUAGAUGCGGAGAGCAAUAUUCCACAGAGAUUAUCCAAAAUGGUUCCUUUCGAGGUCCGACAAGAGAGUACAGAGUUGGACCUUCUCGUAACUCUAGUUGAUGUGGUUCGUUCGCUCGAUCCAGACAUUCUCACAGGUUAUGAGGUACACGGCGGUUCUUGGGGCUUUCUGAUGGAGCGUGCGCGGUUAAGAUAUGACUACAAUCUAUGCGAUGAGCUAUCCCGAAUGAAAACAGAGUCACACGGUCGUUUCGGCAAGCAAAGUGACCGAUGGGGCUUCAACACAACAUCUACAAUCCGUAUUACUGGCCGACACAUGAUUAAUAUCUGGCGAGCAAUGCGAUCCGAGCUUGCUCUGUUGCAAUAUACCUUGGAGAAUGUGGCAUGGCAUCUUCUGCAUCUUCGAACUCCCCACUACACAUUCCGCACUCUUACAAACUGGUAUAAGAGCACCAGGCUUCACGACAUAAGCAAAGUUAUUCGCUAUUACCAUAGCCGAACAAGGAUGGACCUGGAUAUCCUUGACGCAAAUGAGCUCAUUCCGAGAACGAGUGAACAAGCCAGACUCCUUGGUGUGGAUUUCUUUUCUGUCUUUUCUCGUGGAUCGCAAUUUAAAGUUGAGUCCAUCAUGUUUCGCAUUGCUAAGCCUGAGAACCUGUUGUUGGUCUCACCAAGCAAAAAGCAGGUCGGUGGACAAAAUGCGCUAGAAUGUCUACCUCUUGUUAUGGAACCUCAGAGCGCUUUCUACAGCAGCCCAGUCUUAGUAUUGGACUUUCAAAGUCUAUACCCCAGUGUGAUGAUUGCAUACAACUAUUGCUAUUCGACAUUUCUGGGGCGAAUCAUGAACUGGCGCGGCGCGAGCAAGAUGGGCUUUACAGAGUACAAGCGACAAGAGGGUCUGCUAAACUUGUUAAGAGACCAUAUCAACAUUGCGCCGAACGGAAUGAUGUAUGCCAAGACAGAAGUUCGCAAGUCGCUUCUGGCAAAGAUGUUGACAGAGAUCCUGGAAACCCGCGUCAUGGUCAAAAGCGGCAUGAAGCAAGACAAGGACGACAAGAUGCUUCAGCAGCUGCUGAAUAACAGACAGCUUGCCUUGAAGCUUCUUGCCAACGUAACCUACGGCUACACAUCAGCCUCGUUCUCUGGUCGAAUGCCCUGUGCUGAAAUCGCAGAUAGCAUUGUACAAACCGGCCGCGAGACACUUGAGAGGGCUAUUGCACUCAUCCACUCUGUUGAGCGGUGGAACGCCGAAGUCGUGUACGGCGAUACCGACAGCUUGUUCGUUCACCUCAAAGGCAGAACCAAAGACGAAGCAUUCGACAUUGGCAACGAAAUUGCAGCCGCUGUAACCAAAGCCAAUCCUCGACCAGUCAAGCUCAAAUUUGAAAAAGUCUAUCUCCCCUGCGUGCUGCUCGCGAAGAAGCGAUAUGUCGGCUACAUGUACGAAACCAAGGACCAAGAAACACCGGUAUUCGACGCCAAAGGCAUCGAGACUGUUCGACGAGACGGAACCCCAGCCGAGCAGAAGAUUGAAGAAAAAGCUCUCCGCAUGCUCUUUGAGACGGCAGAUCUCAGCCAGAUCAAGCAGUACUUCCAGUCCCAAUGCGAGAAGAUCAUGAAAGGGUCUGUCUCGGUGCAAGAUUUUUGCUUCGCCAAGGAAGUCCGCUUGGGCAGCUACUCGGACAAAGGACCGCCACCAGCAGGUGCGCUCAUUAGUACCAAGAAGAUGCUUGAAGAUGCGCGCGCAGAGCCGCAAUAUGGCGAGCGUGUCCCGUAUGUCGUGGUGACUGGUGCGCCUGGCGCUCGACUUAUCGAUCGAUGUGUUGCGCCUGAGGAGCUUCUAGCCAACCCACACUGGCAGCUAGACGCCGAGUACUACAUCUCGAAGAACUUGAUUCCGCCGCUAGAACGCAUCUUCAAUCUUGUCGGCGCCAACGUGCGCCAGUGGUACGACGAGAUGCCCAAGAUCCAGCGCGUUCACCAAGUCCUCGCGGCAGGCUCUAAGCGUAGCACGUUAGAGUCGUACAUGAAGUCGACGCAUUGCCCGGUCUGCAGCGUCAAGUUCAGGAACGAGGCUGCUCAUUCCGAUCAUGAGGAUACACCCUUGUGUCCGGAUUGCAGAGCAAACGUCCCAGCGUCCCUGUUGGCUCUGGAGACCAAGGUGCGCAUUGAGGAGAAGAAGUACCAGGAGCUUCUGUCCAUCUGUACAAACUGUACUGGCCAUGCACCGCUGGAUGAGAUUCGGUGUGAUAGCAAAGACUGUCCUGUCUUUUGGUCGAGAAUGCGACAGAAGAAUCGCGUGAUUGGAGAAAGAGCAAGCACACGGCCUGUUAUUCGUGGUUUACUGGCCUCUGCCAAUGCGGCUGAUUUGGAAUGGUAACCGUUGUUGAGUAUGAGAUGUAUGUCUUGCUUUUUAUAUAUAAGUGUACAAUUAUUGUAUUAGAACCUUGGCUAUCGGUUCUAGGCUAGUGUUUACGGGAUUUUGGCCACGCGGCCUGGCGUAUUGGGAUUCAGCUUUUCACAUUGAAUAAUGCACUAAUGAUGAAU